Pseudophryne corroboree (corroboree frog) is the source of this 1678-nucleotide messenger RNA. It is a transcript of the gene PRPF18, whose product is annotated as pre-mRNA processing factor 18. NCBI's taxonomy places the organism in Eukaryota, Metazoa, Chordata, Amphibia, Anura, Myobatrachidae. Gene Ontology annotation, biological process: RNA splicing; generation of catalytic spliceosome for second transesterification step. The record is from RefSeq and is a predicted model, not a curated record. Gene Ontology annotation, cellular component: U4/U6 x U5 tri-snRNP complex; U2-type post-spliceosomal complex; U5 snRNP. The transcript has 11 exons. The coding region runs from base 322 to 1377 and encodes 351 amino acids.
GCUCUCUCUGUGUGUACAGGAAGCAAAACACCCGGUUGAUUCUAUAUCGGAGUGGGAGAAGGGACCUUCUGACGUACCUAGGGGAGGAGACACGUCACCAGGGGGAGGAGCUACGGCCGAACAAAGUACCCGAAAAGUACGCUAGCCACGCUACUAAAGGUAAUAGUUGGUGGCGUGGAUAGGGGAGCAACAGUCCCGCAGGCCUAGCUCCUCCCCUUGUGUCGUGGCUCCUCCCACUGACGGGAAAGGUCCCUUAGGCCACUUGGAUCUAGCCUCAACCAUGGAGUAUCGCUGCCCUGCUGUUGCGGCUAGGUGAUCGGCAUGGAUAUCCUGAGAGCGGAGAUAGCGAGGAAGAGGAAGCAGCUUGAGCAGAAGGAGCUGGUUGGGGAAAGUAAGAAGUAUUUUAAGCGCAGUGAACUUGCUGAAAAAGAAAGAGAGGCUUACCUUGAAAGAUGUGGGUGCAAGCCUAUAAAUGAGAUGGCAACACGAAAGGUGCAGAAGCCAGAAGAAGAAGAGAAGCCUUCAUCAUCAAGCAACCCUGUGUUAGAGUUAGAGCUGGCGGAAGAGAAAUUGCCUAUGACGCUUUCCAGGCAGGAGGUAAUCCGGAGACUGAGAGAGAGAGGUGAGCCCAUCAGACUUUUCGGGGAGACUGAUUAUGACUCAUUUCAACGUUUACGAAAGAUAGAAAUUCUUGCACCUGAAGUCAACAAGGGAUUAAGAAAUGACCUGAAGACCGCUUUGGAUAAAAUUGACCAGCAGUAUCUCAAUGAGUUGGUCGGUGGUCAGGAACCAGCGGAAGAAGAUACACAGAAUGAUUUGAAAGUCCAUGAGGAAAAUACCACAAUUGAGGAGCUUGAGGCUCUGGGCGAGUGUCUAGGACAAGGCGAUGACAACAAAGAUAUGGACAUCAUUAAUAAAGUACUAAAGUUUCUCUUAGGAGUCUGGGCUAAAGAUUUGAAUGCAAGAGAAGAUUAUGUGAAGCGCAGCGUGCACGGGAAACUGGCAAGUGCCACUCAGAAACAAACCGAAUCUUACUUGAAGCCACUCUUCAGAAAACUGCGUAAAAAGAAUCUUCCUGCUGACAUUAAAGAGUCAAUAACAGAUAUUAUAAAAUUCGUGUUACAAAGAGAAUAUGUGAAGGCAAAUGAUGCCUAUCUUCAGAUGGCUAUUGGCAAUGCUCCUUGGCCUAUUGGUGUCACUAUGGUUGGUAUCCAUGCUCGUACAGGUCGUGAGAAGAUUUUUUCCAAACAUGUGGCUCAUGUUCUGAAUGAUGAAACACAGAGGAAAUAUAUUCAGGGAUUGAAGAGAUUAAUGACUAUUUGCCAGAAGCACUUUUCAACCGAUCCUUCAAAGUGUGUGGAAUAUAAUGCUUUGUGAAGAGCAUUUAGUAAAUGCCUGUUUUUUUGUCUCAUAAUACAUGUACAUCUAAAUAAUUGUCAGCUGUGGAUUACCCCCACACAAACACCUGAACUCCUCUGAUUGGUUGCAUUUCUGUUUUAUAGAUAUGCCUAAUAACAUUUACCCCAAAACACAUUUGUGACACUGCUAUGCUGUUGGCUGCAAGUAUUAUUUUAACAGGGUUUUUUUUUCUUUGUUUAUUUUGGUGUUUUUUUUCUUCAGUAAAACAGUUAUUUUACCUCCGCGUGAAAUAAAUUCCUUUCAAAACUUCCUUCCUUAA